This is a messenger RNA of Ilex paraguariensis (yerba mate), 423 nucleotides long. NCBI's taxonomy places the organism in Eukaryota, Viridiplantae, Streptophyta, Magnoliopsida, Aquifoliales, Aquifoliaceae. The record is from the annotation of a GenBank genome assembly.
AUGGAAGCAAAAGAGAGGACAAAGAGAGAGCUGUCCAACGAGCAGCACUUGGAAGAACGACAGAUGGCAUUUGAAGGAGCGCCACAACAGCAGAUGUUGAGGAGCAAUCAGCAGAUGGAAUUGGAAUGCCAAUGCCAAGAGCAGCAACAGCAACAGCAACAGCAACAAGGAGGAGGAGGAGGAGGAGGAGGAGGGAGAGAAUCACUAGUGCAGCAAGGACUACUGCCUUUGCAGAGUAGUCCCUACCUAAGGUACACCGAUUUGGGGGAUUACAAGCAAAAAGCUUACGGCGCGGACAGAUACCUCCACCCCAAGCUUCGCCAUGACGAUGGCAUUGGGACCGAUGCACCAACGCUCGACGGAACUGACCUCUCUCACAGACAAUCUGCCAACAUCGAUUCUUUUAAUAGAAAAUCAAAAUGA